CUUUUAUUAUAUAGGAUAUGUAUUUUGCAAUAAUGUACUUUGGCCCAGGUAAUAUUCUAAAUUCUGUAAAUAGAGUUACAACCAAGAAAAACAAGAUUCAUCAGAGCUCACAUUCCAGUGGGGGAAACAAAUUAUUAAGUCUCUAAUGGACCUUGAGCUCUAUGAAGGCUCAGUUUAUUUGUCACCUUGAGGCCUAAUCAGGGCUUGGCAUGUGGAAGUACUUAAUAAAAGUUUGUUUGAUAAAUGAUAGAGGAGCCAACCUGGAGUUGGGACAAGGACUGGGUAGGAGCUGGUGAGGGCAUGGUGGAUCAAGCCUGAAGUAUACAAUGAAGAGAUCAUGCAUCUAGAUCAAGACAAGGUCCUGUGGGGAUAGGCUAGAGAAUUUAGACGCGGGUGCUCCCUGGAUCCCAAGUGCCCCGUGCUUGAACUUUAUAGGUAAGAUUUAUGGAGCAAUUGUGGUAAGCUUUUCCAUUUACAGUGUUUACACGUACAUUAUCAUUUAAUCCUGGCCAAGUACCUAUUAUUAUCCUCAAUUUACACUGGAAGGAACUCAAGCCCAGAGUCUGUUAUCUUAGGACCCACAUCAUUGCUCAGUGUGGGAGCUAGGAAGAGUUCUGACCCCAGCCUCCCUUCCCGAUACCCAGGCUGCCUCUUCCUACAACCUGAUCCUAUAAGGAAGGGAAAUACAGAGACGUGUCAUUGCCACCGAACUUCCCAAAUCCUCUUAAUCUGGUUUCUCACCCCUGAGGUGCUGCCCUCUGGGGCAAAGGGCACAGGGUAAGGGGCCUUAGAUUAAUGAUUAACCCUUGCACUUCAGUGCACCGCGGACUUCUCUUCCUUCUGGGAGGCGGAGGGAUAAGGCCUGGGUAGGAGCUGGUGAGGGGUGGUGGUCCCAGUAGCGCCCAUGGGGGUCGUGCUGCUUCCACAGGUCUCCAGGCGCUGGCUCCGCCAUACAAUUCCUCUUGCCAUUUUCGCGCUGCUACUUUUUUAUCUCUGUACUCGGAGCCUACGUGAGUGGCCUCUUCCCCCACCUUCUCUGGCAGGAACCCAGGAAUCCAGGUCCUGGGGACCUAAGGCCCCUCUUCGAGUCCUCACCGCCCCGCCUUGUCUCUCCCCAGGCGCCCUCUCGGGCUGCGGAUCGGGGGCCCAGCCCUGCGUUACUGAGGGACCUCCGCCUUCACAGAUCCGGCAACAGUUGGGAUCCCUGGAGGCCCCGGAGCGGGAAGAGCCUCGGUGUCUGGGCCCCGAGGGGAUGCUGGGCCGCUUGGUGAGGCCGUUCCGCGCUAGUCUGAGCCUGGAAGGGGAUGUGGAGUUGUCGCAGUACCUGGCGGGAUGGAGGGAGCUCAUCAAAUUCCUAACUCCCUUCGGCUCCAUCUUCACCUUCGCCACCAGCGAAGCCUUCACCAAAGUGACAGCCCUCGAGGCUCGGGUGCACGGCCCAGAUGCCGCGCACUACACAUCGCUGGCGACCAUGGCUGCGUGGGAGCGGAGGGCGGGACUGCUGGAGAGGCCUGGGGUCGCCCCUCCGGACUCGGCCAAGGCCUCGGGCUCACGAACGACUCUCCUGCUGCACCGUGCGCUACGCUGGUCUCAGCUCUGA
Messenger RNA from Myotis brandtii (Brandt's bat), 1600 nucleotides. RefSeq names its product glycolipid transfer protein domain containing 2 (gene GLTPD2). The transcript is spliced from 4 exons. Gene Ontology annotation, molecular function: ceramide 1-phosphate binding; ceramide 1-phosphate transfer activity. Gene Ontology annotation, cellular component: cytoplasm; cytosol; membrane. Gene Ontology annotation, biological process: intermembrane lipid transfer; ceramide transport. The coding region runs from base 905 to 1600 and encodes 231 amino acids. The record is from RefSeq and is a predicted model, not a curated record. Lineage: Eukaryota; Metazoa; Chordata; Mammalia; Chiroptera; Vespertilionidae.